UCACUUGUGUCAACAUUUUCAAUUAAAUUGGUUUUCAUGAUAAAUCUAUAUUUUUGUUAAGUAAUUUAUUGUUAGUGAGACUAUCUUUGAUUAGUUUUUACAAUAUAAAAUCUUGAAAAUGAUCAAGUGGAUAUUGUUUUUAUGCGUCACAUUAUUGCUGUGCACAUGUGACGCUUACAAGGUGUUGGUGGUCUUUUCUAUGCCAGGGAAGAGUCACAGCAUACUUGGAUAUGGAAUUGUAAAGCAUUUGCUGAAAAGGGGACAUGAGGUGACGUACAUAACCCCAUUUCCGGUGGAUAACACGGAUCCGAAGCUCAAACAAAUCGACGUUAGCAGUAACAUAGAUAUUCUACCCAAGACUUCCCUAAAUUUAAAUGUGAUCCUCGAGGGUAAAGUACCGAAAGUUGAUCACGGUGGGAUUCAUCUUGUAAUGAACGCAGUAGAGAUGAACACAUACAACAAUGAGAAUGUUUCGAGAUUAAUCAACGAUCCAAAACAGAAGUUCGAUAUCGUCAUUGCUGAAUGGAUGUUCACAGAAAUUUGUGCUAGUUAUGCCGCAAUUUUUAAUGCCCCGUUGAUCUGGGUCUCAAGUUUUCAAACCCAUGGGAUGGUGACGAGGUUGAUUGACGAGGCUCUCCAUCCAGCUUAUAAUACCGAUGUUGUUGGGCGUAACAUUCCACCGUUGAAUUUCUUCCAGAGAGUUCAGAACUUGUGGAUUCUGUUACGAACACUGUAUCAAGUUAAAAAUAGUGGUCAAGAAGAUUUCUAUAACAAAGCGAUCGUACCAGUGAUAGAGAAGAGAGGUCUGGUCGCGCAAAAGUUUGAAGAUGUGCAGUUCAAUGGUUCAUUGGUUCUCAGUAACAGUCAUUUGUCAUAUGCGCCUGCCGUGAGACUGCCGCAAAACUACAAGACUGUCGGUGGGUUUCACGUUGAAGAAAAGGUCGAACCCUUGCCAGAGGAUCUAAAGAAAGUAUUGGAUAGUGCAUCGACCGGAGUGAUUUAUUUUAGCAUGGGCUCUAAUUUGAAGAGCAAAGAGAUGCCAGAUAGGUUAAGGAAAAGUUUGAUAAAAUUAUUCAGUGGCCUAAAGUAUACAGUAAUUUGGAAAUUUGAGGAAGAAUUCUCUGGACUGCCUAAAAACAUACACGUUGUUAAAUGGGCACCCCAACAAAGUAUUUUAGCACAUCCGAAUUGUGUACUUUUUAUUACACACGGCGGAUUGCUCUCUACGAUUGAGAGUGUUCAUUUUGGUGUACCAAUUAUCACGAUACCUGUGUUCGCUGAUCAGUUUAUGAAUGCCGAAAGGUCUGCUAGAGUGGGAUUUGGGAAAAUUGUGUAUCUUUCAUACACAAUGGCGGAUGAUCUUAAAGUUGCUAUUGAAGAAAUCUUUUCAAAUCCAAGAUAUAAGGAGAUAGCAAAGGAAACAUCGUUGGUAUAUCAUGAUCGGCCGGUGUCCCCUGGUGCUGAGCUGGUGCACUGGGUGGAGCACGUCGUCAAGACUAGAGGAGCUCUCCAUUUGCGCUCACCAGCACUGCAAAUGCCCCUUUACCAGAAGUUAUACUUAGAUCUCCUCACUGUUGUUUUAGUAUCGUUGAUUGUGAUCUAUAAAAUUGUAAGAUGUCUAUUUUCUCGUAUAAGCGUAACUAGUAAUAAGAAAACGAAUUAA
Molecule: messenger RNA, 1663 nt
Organism: Bombyx mandarina (wild silkworm)
Lineage: Eukaryota; Metazoa; Arthropoda; Insecta; Lepidoptera; Bombycidae
Product: UDP-glucosyltransferase
Molecular function (GO): UDP-glycosyltransferase activity
Source: RefSeq, a predicted model, not a curated record